Molecule: messenger RNA, 1617 nt
Organism: Scophthalmus maximus (turbot)
Lineage: Eukaryota; Metazoa; Chordata; Actinopteri; Pleuronectiformes; Scophthalmidae
Gene: ggps1
Product: geranylgeranyl diphosphate synthase 1
Exons: 4
Coding region: 565-1512 (315 amino acids)
Biological process (GO): isoprenoid biosynthetic process
Molecular function (GO): prenyltransferase activity
Source: RefSeq, a predicted model, not a curated record
GGUUGGUUGUCACAAUACACGGAGAGGAAAAAAAUGUUGAAAAAAAACUACAACCCAAGGGUUUGCAACACAUUGGGUGUGUUCGAUAUGUGUUACAGGGCAGCCCUGAUACCGCAGACGCGCGUUGUACCUAUUCCUGAACAGGUCGGGAGAUGCAAACGGGCGAUGUAGAAAUAUAACUGCAACGCACUCUGCCCGAGGCGCCCAUGUUACGUACUCUGCGCCUGCUCUGUGAGGAGACCGACGCAUAUUUAAAACCUCAUCAAAACUAGCUUAAUGUUGACAACUGUGUUUCCCACAGUUAGCGAGCUAUAACGGCUGUAGCUUAGCAUAAAGCAUCCGGUGUGGCCGCGACGGUGAUUGUCGACCGGCGUUGUAGUGGAACUUUUUUUCAAAUUUUAUUUUUGAAAGAGAAAGAACAGUGCUCAACGGUCGUAUAUCGGCGCGUUUCUCCUAGCCUGCUAACGCUAGCCAGGCGGCCGGCUGGCUAACAGGAACACAGGACCGGCGAGUCGGCGGACUGACACACCUCAUCUGAGUGUUCAUUUGUGUAAAUUUGAAACUAUGGAUGGUGACUCAGGAGCAGCCUCUGAGCGAAUUCUGCUGGAGCCAUACACAUAUUUGUUGCAACUGCCAGGAAAGCAAGUGAGGACAAAACUCUCCCAAGCAUUUAACCACUGGCUCAAUGUUCCAGAGGACAAACUGCAGGUGAUCAUCGAGGUGACUGAGAUGCUGCACAAUGGCAGCCUGCUCAUAGACGACAUAGAGGACAGCUCCAAGCUGCGGCGAGGCUUCCCUGUGGCUCACAGCAUCUAUGGCAUUCCCUCUGUUAUCAACUCCGCCAAUUACGUCUACUUCUUGGGGUUGGAAAAGGUGCUGACCCUGGAGCACCCAGAGGCCGUCCAAGUGUUUACCCGGCAGCUGCUGGAGCUGCACCGCGGCCAGGGCCUGGACAUCCACUGGAGGGACACCUACACCUGUCCCACCGAGAAGGAGUACCGCAACAUGGUGCUGCAGAAAACUGGAGGGCUCUUUGGCUUGGCCGUGGGCCUUAUGCAGCUCUUCUCAGAGUGGAAACACGACCUGAAACCCCUUCUGGACACGCUCGGCCUCUUCUUCCAGAUCCGCGACGACUAUGCCAACCUCAGCUCCCAGGAGUACAGCGAGAACAAAAGCUUCUGUGAGGACCUGACCGAGGGCAAGUUCUCCUUCCCCACCAUUCAUGCCAUAUGGUCGCGUCCAGAGAGCACCCAGGUGCAGAACAUCCUGAGGCAGCGCACAGAGAACGUGGACAUCAAACGAUACUGCGUGGACUACCUGGAGAAGGUAGGCUCGUUUGCGUACACCCGCGAGACUCUGCGGGACCUGGAAGCGGAGUCCUACCGGCUCAUCAGGGGCUUCGGGGGAAACCCUCAACUGGAGAGCCUGAUCAAACACCUCAGCCAAAUGCACCGCGAAGCAGAAGACAAGGCAAAGUCCAGUACUGAGCCACACUCAAGCCAAAACCACUGACCUCAUCCGCCGUUCGCUGCUGCAUUACCCACAUCCCACCACUGCACACUCAACUAACACAGGAGCUUUGCUAAUAACACUGACGCAGACAGACACCCCCCCCCC